AUGUUUGAACUGGUGACUUCUGAAGCAUCUUAUUACAAGAGCCUACGCCUUCUUGUGUCCCAUUUUAUGGAGAGCGAGAGGUUGAAAGCUACUCUGCACCCUUCAGAAAUACACUUCAUAUUCUCCAAUGUACUGGAGGUCCUGUCCACAAGUGAAAGGUUUCUUCUGGAUUUGGAACAGAGAUUUGAGGAGAAUUUGGUGAUUUCAGAUGUCUGUGACAUUGUAUACGAGCAUGCAGCCAAUCACUUUGGGGUCUACGUCACCUACGUCUGCAACCAGACCUAUCAAGAGAGAGCAUACAGGAAGCUGCUCCAAGAAAGGACAGAAUUCCGGGAAGCAGUAGCACAUUUGGAGACUAAUCCGAUUUGUAAAGGCCUUCCUUUUUCCUCUUUCCUUAUUCUGCCCUUUCAGAGGAUCACACGCCUGAAACUUCUGGUACAGAAUAUCUUAACUAAAGUCGAGGAGGGCUCAGAGCGAGAGGCAUCAGCACUGCAAGACCGCGAACUGGAGAAACUUGUACGAGCCUGUAAUGAUGGAGUCAGGAAGAUGAGUCGUACAGAGCAGCUUAUCAGCAUAGAGAAGACACUUGAAUUUAAGAUCAAGUCUGUACCCAUCAUCUCUCACUCACGAUGGUUAUUAAAGCAGGGUGAACUACAACAAAUGUCAGGACCACGCACAUCCCGGACCCUCCGUACAAAGAAGCUCUUCCGCUCAGUUUAUCUCUUCCUCUUCAACGAUUUGCUGCUCAUCUGCAAGCGUCAGCCUGGGGAUCGAUUCCAGGUGUUUGAUGUUGCAGCACGUGGCCUCCUACGUGUAGAAGAGUUGGAAGACCAGGGCCAGACCCUCGCCAAUGUGUUUAUCCUGAGACUGCUGGAGAAUGCACAUGACAGGGAGUUUACGUAUAUGCUGAAGGCUUCAUCUCAGAGUGAAAUGAAAAGAUGGAUGACGUCAUUAGUUCCAAACCGAAGAACAAAAUUUGUUUCUGUUACUACUCGAGUUUUUGACUGCCCGCAGGUGCAAUGCGUUCACCCAUACAUUGCCCAGGAGCCAGACGAGCUGUCUCUGGACCUGGCAGACCUGCUCAACGUCCAGGACAGGACAGAUGACGGUUGGGUUUUCGGAGAACGCUUGCAUGACCAAGAAAGGGGCUGGUUCCCCAGCUCAGUGGCAGAGGAAAUCCUGAACAAAGACAUCAGGACGCAGAACCUGAAGGAAUGUCUCCGGGUGCACAAAUCCGAUGAUGGCAGCCAGAACAAAGACCGGCGGAAGAUGGGAAGCCGGACGCGGCAGUGA
This is a messenger RNA of Staurois parvus, 1293 nucleotides long. The record is from the annotation of a GenBank genome assembly. Lineage: Eukaryota; Metazoa; Chordata; Amphibia; Anura; Ranidae.